Molecule: messenger RNA, 5309 nt
Organism: Salarias fasciatus (jewelled blenny)
Lineage: Eukaryota; Metazoa; Chordata; Actinopteri; Blenniiformes; Blenniidae
Gene: smarca4a
Product: SWI/SNF related BAF chromatin remodeling complex subunit ATPase 4a
Exons: 34
Coding region: 180-5108 (1642 amino acids)
Biological process (GO): regulation of DNA-templated transcription
Cellular component (GO): nucleus
Molecular function (GO): ATP binding; histone binding
Source: RefSeq, a predicted model, not a curated record
GGGGGGAGGAGGUGGAGAAGGGGGAUGUGAAGGAAAAAAACCGACGGGCACGAUCGCUCUUUGUUUCUGGCUAAAGGAGGAAAACCGAGGGACGCUGCGACCGGCGAGCCUCCAAACAUCAACUUUCGCCACUUGUGGGUUCUUUGCGGCUGUCGCACAUCCCCAGUUUCCUCUGAGAGAUGUCCACCCCUGACCCCCCGAUGGGAGGGACACCUCGGCCCGGUCCCUCCCCGGGCCCAGGUCCGUCUCCAGGAGGCAUGAUGGGCCCCAGCCCGGGUCCCUCGCCGGGCUCGGCCCACAGCAUGAUGGGCCCCAGCCCGGGACCCCCCGGAUCAGGACACCCCCACCCUCAGCAGGGGCCUCCAGGAUACCCUCAGGACAACAUGCAUCAGAUGCACAAACCCAUGGACUCCAUGCACGAGAAGGGAAUGCCUGACGACCCCCGCUACGGCCAGAUGAAAGGAAUGGGCAUGAGACCAGGGGGGCACAGCGGGAUGGGACCUCCUCCAAGCCCCAUGGACCAACAUUCCCAAGGCUACCCCUCCCCCCUGGGGGGCUCGGAGCAUGCACCCAGCCCCGUCCCAGCCAACGGCCCCCCCUCUGGUCCCAUGAUGCCUGGCGGUCCGUCUGGCCCCGGGGCAGGCCCUAUGGAGAGUGGCGGUGAUCCAAAUCAGGGUAUGGGCCAGCAAAACCGUGGCGGUCCACAGGGUCCAGGAGGGCCCCCGGCGGCCGGAGGUGGUCCGGGUGGCGCGGGCGGACCCACCCCCUUCAACCAGAACCAGCUACACCAACUCAGGGCUCAGAUCAUGGCCUAUAAGAUGCUCGCUCGCAGCCAGCCGCUGCCCGAGCACCUGCAGAUGGCCGUGCAGGGGAAGCGCCCCAUGCCGGGCAUGCAGCAGCAGCCCAUGCCCAACAUGCCCCCCUCCACCGGACCCGCAGGUGGGCCGGGCGCUGGGCCAGGACCUGCUCAGGCAAACUACAAUAGACCACAUGGUAUGGUUGGCCCCAAUAUGGCUCCUCCUGGACCUGCAGGAGUCCCCCCAGGUAUGCAAGGCCAACCUACCAAUGGACCUCCCAAAUCCUGGCCUGAAGUGAAUGCUGCUGCCCCGUCCAACCCCCCUCAGAAGCUGAUCCCGCCCCAGCCCACCGGCAGACCGUCUCCCGCGCCCCCCUCCGUGCCUCCGGCCGCCUCCCCGGUGAUGCCCCCGCAGACGCAGUCCCCGGGGCAGCCGGCGCAGCCGCCUCCCAUGAUGCUGCACCAGAAGCAGAACCGCAUCACCCCCAUUCAGAAACCCCGCGGGCUGGACCCGGUGGAGAUCCUCCAGGAGCGGGAGUACCGGCUACAGGCUCGUAUCGCUCAUCGGAUACAGGAGCUGGAGAACCUGCCGGGCUCGCUGGCAGGCGACCUUCGCACCAAAGCCACCAUCGAGCUGAAAGCCCUGCGGCUGCUGAACUUCCAGAGACAGCUCCGUCAGGAGGUGGUGGUCUGCAUGCGCCGGGACACGGCUCUGGAAACGGCCCUCAACGCUAAAGCCUACAAGCGCAGCAAGCGCCAGUCGCUGCGCGAGGCCCGCAUCACCGAGAAGCUGGAGAAGCAGCAGAAGAUCGAACAGGAGCGCAAACGUCGCCAGAAGCACCAGGAAUACCUCAACAGCAUCCUGCAGCACGCCAAGGACUUCAAGGAGUACCACCGCUCCAUCACCGCCAAGAUCCAGAAGGCCACCAAAGCCGUCUCCACCUACCACGCCAACACCGAGCGCGAGCAGAAGAAGGAGAACGAGCGCAUCGAGAAGGAGAGAAUGCGGAGGCUGAUGGCUGAAGACGAAGAAGGUUACCGUAAACUCAUCGACCAGAAGAAGGACAAGCGCCUGGCGUACCUGCUGCAGCAGACGGACGAGUACGUGGCCAACCUCACCGAGCUGGUGCGCGCGCACAAAGCAGCGCAAGCCCUCAAAGAGAAGAAGAAGAAGAAGAAAAAGAAGAAGCCGGAGACAGCAGAAGGCGGCGCCGCGGCUCUGGGGCCUGACGGGGAGCCUUUAGAUGAGACCAGUCAGAUGAGCGACCUGCCGGUGAAGGUCAUCCACGUGGACAGCGGGAAGAUCCUGACGGGCGUGGACGCACCCAAGGCCGGGCAGCUGGAGGCGUGGCUGGAAAUGAACCCGGGGUACGAGGUGGCGCCGCGUUCAGACAGCGAAGACAGCGGUUCAGAGGACGAGGAGGAAGAGGAGGAGGAAGAGGAGGACCACCCUCAGCCUUCGUCUGCUCCGUCUGACGACAAGAAGAAGAAGAUUCCCGACCCCGACAGCGAAGACGUGUCAGAAGUGGACGUUCGGCACAUCAUCGAACACGCCAAGCAGGACGUGGACGACGAGUACGGCAACGCCGCCUUCAACCGCGGCCUGCAGUCCUACUACGCCGUGGCUCACGCCGUCACCGAGAAGGUGGACAAGCAGUCCUCGCUGCUGGUCAACGGGCAACUCAAGCAAUACCAGAUCAAAGGUCUGGAGUGGCUGGUGUCACUUUACAACAACAACUUGAACGGCAUCCUGGCUGACGAGAUGGGCCUGGGCAAAACCAUCCAGACCAUCGCUCUGAUCACUUACCUCAUGGAGUACAAGCGCCUCAACGGGCCCUUCCUCAUCAUCGUACCUCUCUCAACUUUAUCAAACUGGGUUUAUGAGUUUGAUAAGUGGGCACCGUCUGUGGUGAAAGUCUCCUACAAGGGAUCUCCAGCUGCUCGGCGCUCCUUCGUUCCCAUCCUGCGCAGCGGCAAGUUCAACGUGCUGCUCACCACAUACGAGUACAUCAUCAAAGACAAGCAGGUGUUGGCGAAGCUCCGCUGGAAGUACAUGAUCGUGGACGAAGGCCACCGGAUGAAGAACCACCACUGUAAGCUCACUCAGGUCCUGAACACGCACUACUUGGCGCCGCGGCGCCUGCUGCUCACCGGCACGCCGCUGCAGAACAAGCUGCCCGAGCUCUGGGCCCUGCUCAACUUCCUGCUGCCCACCAUCUUCAAGAGCUGCAGCACCUUCGAGCAGUGGUUCAACGCCCCGUUCGCCAUGACCGGAGAGAAGGUGGACCUGAAUGAAGAAGAGACCAUCCUGAUCAUCCGGCGUUUACACAAGGUGCUGCGACCGUUCCUGCUGCGCCGACUCAAGAAGGAGGUGGAGGCUCAGCUGCCAGAGAAGGUGGAAUACGUGAUCAAGUGCGACAUGUCGGCCCUGCAGAGAGUUUUAUACAGACACAUGCAGGCCAAGGGAGUGCUGCUCACAGACGGAUCAGAGAAAGAUAAGAAGGGUAAAGGAGGCACCAAGACCCUCAUGAACACCAUCAUGCAGCUGAGGAAGAUUUGCAACCACCCCUACAUGUUCCAGCACAUCGAGGAGUCUUUCUCGGAGCAUCUGGGUUACUCCGGCGGGAUCGUGACCGGGUCGGAGCUGUACCGCGCCUCGGGGAAGUUUGAGCUGCUGGACCGCAUCCUGCCCAAGCUGAGGGCCACCGGCCACAAAGUGCUGCUCUUCUGCCAAAUGACCUCGCUCAUGACCAUCAUGGAGGAUUACUUCGCCUACCGCAACUUCAAGUACCUGCGCCUGGACGGAACCACCAAAGCGGAGGACCGCGGCAUGCUGCUGAAGACGUUCAAUGACCCGGCCUCGGAGUACUUUGUGUUCCUGCUCAGCACCCGCGCCGGCGGCCUGGGCCUCAACCUGCAGUCCGCCGACACCGUCAUCAUCUUCGACAGCGACUGGAACCCUCAUCAGGACCUGCAGGCGCAGGACCGAGCCCACCGCAUCGGGCAGCAGAACGAGGUGCGCGUCCUGCGCCUGUGCACCGUCAACAGCGUGGAGGAGAAGAUCCUGGCGGCGGCCAAGUACAAGCUGAACGUGGACCAGAAAGUCAUCCAGGCCGGCAUGUUCGACCAGAAGUCCUCGGGCUUUGAGCGCCGGGCCUUCUUGCAGGCCAUUCUGGAGCACGAGGAGCAGGACGAGGUCGGGGCUCGAGGAGGCUGCCGCACUAGGGGGGCGUGGGAGGAAGACGAAGUGCCCGACGACGAGACCGUCAACCAGAUGAUCGCCCGCAGCGAGGAGGAGUUUGAGCAGUUCAUGCGCAUGGAUCUGGACCGCCGCCGCGAGGAGGCCCGCAACCCGAAGAGGAAACCCCGGCUGAUGGAGGAGGACGACCUGCCCGGCUGGAUUCUGAAAGACGACGCCGAGGUGGAGAGGCUGACCUGCGAGGAGGAGGAGGAGAAGAUGUUUGGCCGCGGCUCCCGCCAGCGGAAGGAGGUGGACUACAGCGACUCGCUGACAGAGAAGCAGUGGCUGAAGGCAAUCGAAGAAGGCAAUCUGGAAGACAUCGAGGAGGAAGUGCGCCACAAGAAGACGACCCGGAAGCGCAAGCGGGACCGCGACCACGACGGCGGCCCGGCCACGCCCAGCUCCAGCGGCGGCCGCGGGCGGGACAAAGACGACGAGGUGAAGAAGGCCAAGAAGCGCGGCCGGCCGCCCGCCGAGAAGCUCUCCCCCAACCCGCCGUCCCUCACCAAGAAGAUGAAGAAGAUCGUGGACGCCGUCAUCAAAUACAAGGACGGCAGUAACGGCCGGCAGCUCAGCGAAGUCUUCAUCCAGCUGCCGUCGCGCAAGGAGCUGCCCGAGUACUACGAGCUCAUCCGCAAACCUGUCGACUUCAGGAAGAUCAAGGAGAGGAUCCGCAGCCAUAAGUACCGCAGCCUGAACGACCUGGAGAAGGACGUGAUGCUGCUGUGUCAGAACGCUCAGACCUUCAACCUGGAGGGCUCCCUGAUCUACGAGGACUCCAUCGUGCUGCAGUCCGUCUUCACCAGCGUGCGGCAGAAGAUCGAGAAGGACGACGAGAGCGAGGGCGAGGAGAGCGAGGAAGAGGAGGAGGAGGUCGACGAAGGCUCCGAGUCUGAAUCCCGCUCGGUCAAGGUGAAGAUCAAGCUGAGCCGGAAGGAGAAGGGCGAGCGUGGCGGGAAGGGGCAGCGGCGGCGGGGCCGCGGAGCCCGGGCCAAACCGGUGGUGAGCGACGACGACAGCGAGGAGGAGCAGGAGGAGGAACGCUCGGCCAGUGGCAGCGAGGAGGACUGAAGCCGUCCCGCUUCAGAUUGGACCAACGGCCCGCUGAGCCCUCCACUGGACUUUAUAUAUUUUACUUAGAUACAGCAGGGAGGCAGCCAGAGCGACGGCCUAGUUUUACCUAGAUGACCUGAUUUUUAGUGAGACUAUUGUACUCUCAUUAAACUAUUCCAUUAAUUACGAAAAGAAAAGGAAGGAAAAAAAAGAAAAAAA